Messenger RNA from Thlaspi arvense, 2556 nucleotides. NCBI's taxonomy places the organism in Eukaryota, Viridiplantae, Streptophyta, Magnoliopsida, Brassicales, Brassicaceae. The record is from the annotation of a GenBank genome assembly.
ACCGUUGAUAUUUUCUUCCCGAAUUAAUAACGUUAAGAUUCAAGAAAUAGAAAAGUCACCAUAGAUUAUAUAAUUCAUAUGGCACGGAUUGAAACAACUUAUAUGACAUGAUAAGAACAUGGAGACAAAAGGCACCAUCACUCGUUGUCGUAAACAUCUUUUUCUUUGCAAACCAAAUAAAUAUUUGCUUUCGUAUAUCAUUUCGGUUAAAACCAACAAAUUACUGACUAUUAUGUUACUUCUUCGUUUUCCCCUUGUUUAAUUAUUAUAUCAACAAUUCAAUCCUUAACAAAACAAUACAAAAACAUAUCUCUAACUACUCCUUUGCAAAAACCAUACUUUUUAAGCAAACCCUCUUUUUGAAACCCAGCUUUCUCCAAAACCUUCUGUGACGCUUUGUUCUCCACCUCCACCACCGCUUGUAUCCUCACCACCGCCGGAAAAACCUUAAAAGCUUGGUCCACCGCCAUCUUCACCGCCGCCGUGGCUAUCCCCCGCCCCCAAAACUCUUUCGCGACCGCGUAUCCGAGGUUGGCACGGCACCUACCAUCGCCGGUAUCUGGCCUGAGGGAGACGCAACCGAUCGAACGACCGUCGUCGGUCAGAGAGAUGGAACGGCGCCAUGGGUGUGGUAUGGCCUUUUGGAGUAUGUGUUGUUGGGCUUCUUCUACGGUUUUAACGGAGGUCCAACGGAGGUAACGUGUGACGUCAUCGUCACCGGCCCAUUUAAGAACGUCUUCGGCGUCUAAGAGAUUAAACGGCCGGAGGAAGAUCUUUGCUGCUUCCAUGGUUUAUGAAGCGUUGCAAUUCCUUAAUUGUAUUGUAACCAAUUAUUAAAAAAGUCUUAUAUGAUUCAAUAUAUACCAGAAAACUCAAGAGAUAAUUCUAAUAAGCUUAAAAGCCCAUUAAAAAUUUGGGCCUAUCUUGUCAGAUUCACAAACAGCCCAUUAAAUGUUAUUGCCUCUUUGGGGAUUUCACUCUCUCCUCUCUUACUCUCUUCUUCUUCAAGAAUCUGUGUAAGCUUCAUAGCAUAAACCCUAAAGAUCGAAAAUCAAAUUCUCUCUCUCUGAAACUAUGGAUCCAUUAUCGGUGCUAAAGGAUUUCACGACGAGGGGAGACCUGGAUAAAAUCGAGCGGGUCGGGGUUAGUUACCGAUUCGGAUCGGAAUAUUCGUUUGCGUGCGCGACGGAGACGGCGUACAGGUCGAAAGGUGGGACUCUCUACACUCUAGAAGCGUUGGUUCACUAUGUGAAGAACCAGCAUCUGAAACCCGGCGAGUAUAUGCAAUCCACCGUGAAAAACGCUGUUCCGGCGGUAACUUUACCAGAUCGGAAACCUCUCCUCGAUUACCUCACCGGAAGAGUAGCUUCCUCCGAUUCGAUCGACUACCUAUUGCUCCAGCAGCAGAACGCGCAGAGCCAGAAGCAGAACGAAGAGUACCGACCGGAUCAGGACAACUCGGCGUUUGUUUCCAGAGAAAGCGCCAUCGAAGACAUGGAGGUCGAGGAUUUCGGCAAAUCCGGCGACGACGUCGACUACAUUAUGCUGAUCCGGUCCAACGAGCGGCCGUUGAAGAGCAGAGACGCGGUUCUUCAGUGCAAGAACAGGGACUUCUACAGUGUGCUGGUGAAUUCGACGAAGAGGGAAGAGGAGAGACAGAGGAUCGAGUCUCACCAGAGGAAAGACGGGUUGGUUGCGAAGAGUAGGUUGAUGGGUGCUGAGGAGAGAGGCAUUGUAGGGUUUAGCGGAGGCGGAGACGAUUCUGGGUAUGACGCAAACCCUAAAUCUAAGCUUCGGAAGAUAGGAGAAGGCGUGCCGAUCAUCCUCGUCCCGAGUGCGUUUCAAACGCUCAUCACUAUGUACAACGUGAAGGAGUUUCUUGAAGAUGGAGUUUAUAUACCGAAUGAUGUUAAGGCGAAGCAGAUGAAAGGGAUAAAGCCGGAUUGUGUCACGGUGCAGAAGAAGUUUAGUAGAGACAGAGAGAGAGUUGUGACUGCUUAUGAGGUUAGGGACAAGCCAUCUGCUUUGAAGCCUGAUGAUUGGGACCGUGUUGUUGCGGUUUUCGUGCUGGGGAAAGAUUGGCAGUUCAAGGACUGGCCUUUCAAGGAUCAUGUUGAGAUAUUCAAUAAGAUUAUUGGGUUCUUCUUGCGGUUUGAGGAUGAUAGUAUUGAAUCAGCCAAGACGGUGAAGCAGUGGAAUGUGAAGAUCAUCUCGAUUAGCAAGAACAAGAGGCAUCAAGAUCGAGCUGCUGCAUUAGAAGUCUGGGAGAAACUCGAGGAGUUUGUACGAUCUCGGUCGCAUUCUUAGUAUCUUAUAGUUGUAGAAAAUCAUUUUAUGUAUCAACAACUUUCCUCUCUUUUUAUAUUUUGUUUUUCCUAAUUGAUGAUAACCUUUAUACUGUCUGUGUAACAUUAGCAAGAUCACAUAGUUGUGCAAUGUUGUUGUAUUAAAAAAAUUGUUCAAUGCUUAGCGAAAGGCAGAGAGAGCUUGCAAUGCACAAAGUUUCCAUAGACUUGAAACUUUCUUGUUAAUAAAUGUGGCAUAAUAUGUGGAGAA